This is a messenger RNA of Habropoda laboriosa, 1114 nucleotides long. RefSeq lists its product as uncharacterized. The record is from RefSeq and is a predicted model, not a curated record. NCBI's taxonomy places the organism in Eukaryota, Metazoa, Arthropoda, Insecta, Hymenoptera, Apidae. Bases 1 to 837 code for a protein of 278 amino acids. The transcript is spliced from 6 exons.
AUGAAGAAACUGAUAUUAAUAGUGAUGGCAUAUUGUUCUGUUCUGAUUUCAGGUGUACGUGGACUUAGGAAUGUAUCUAUUGAUAUUCCAUUGGCCGUAGCAGCUGGCUCGACCGUCAAUAUGAGCUGCAGAUACGAUCUAGAAUCAGAUAAUUUAUAUACAGUAAAAUGGUACAAGGGUCCUGAAUUUUUUCGAUACAUCCCCAAAGAGAUGCCACCAAUAAGUGUUUUCGGAGAAUUGGGUAACAAAGUUCUCGUACAACGAAGCGGCGCUCAUCACGUAAUUUUAAAAAAUCUGCAACCAAAUCAUACUGGAAAGUACCGCUGCGAAGUCUCCGGUGAUUCUCCGUCGUUUAAUACCAUCAUGGUCUCUGCUUACAUGUACGUGGCUAAUCUACCGAAGAGCGAUCCUCAAGUAAGAGUGGAGAAAAUACGCUACGCAGUGGGAGACACGGUGCGUGGAAACUGCACUGUUCCUUCGGGAAAUCCACCAGCAAAUGUGACAUGGACUGUCAAUGGAGUACCGGUAAACUCCAGUUUCAUGAUGAACGUAACUGACAAGAUUAUUGACAAUCAACAGCUAAUGACUAUCGCAGGACUGGAUUUUGAAAUUAUACCAGAUAGCUUUAAUAACGGAAGAUUGCAUAUUAUUUGCCAUGCUAACGUUUUUCAUUUGUAUAAAAAGCAGGCUGAUGUUGAAUUGAUCGAGGAACGGCCACGUUUGGCAUCCGUAUUAGGAACUCGGGAAUCUUCUUACAUUGGUGGAGCAACGAAACACUUCGAAGGAUGGUUCUUGUUCACUGCCGCAGUCACGCUAUUGCUGUGCAAUUUGAGAUAACAACAAUGAACCCGUUAUUCGUCUUAUGCGCAUGUGACUGUACCGAAAUGGAAAGGUCAAAUUGUUUAUAAAAUUUUGAAAUUAUUAAGUGCAACGGGGCAAGAGCGAAAAAUUUUUCGUUAACAUAAAUAUCGACCGUAUGUUAUUCGUGUAAAUAGGAUAAAAAUUUAGCGAAUUAUCUACGUGUAAUUGCGACCUGCGGUGUCUCGUUGCAGCGAGAUGAAUUUAUAACCUGAAUAACAUGUCAUAAUAUUAUGUAUUAGAUUGACGAUGUGUC